Amborella trichopoda is the source of this 1524-nucleotide messenger RNA. Its product is annotated as actin-related protein 2/3 complex subunit 2A. Gene Ontology annotation, cellular component: Arp2/3 protein complex; actin cytoskeleton. Lineage: Eukaryota; Viridiplantae; Streptophyta; Magnoliopsida; Amborellales; Amborellaceae. Gene Ontology annotation, biological process: Arp2/3 complex-mediated actin nucleation; actin filament polymerization. The record is from RefSeq and is a predicted model, not a curated record. Gene Ontology annotation, molecular function: structural constituent of cytoskeleton; actin filament binding.
GUACAGCCAUUUGCUCUCUGUAAUUUACUUUUCUCUCGAGGUGGUAGUCUGUAAUAUUUGUCAGCCCGGUUUAUCAUUUUAUUACCAAAAAAAGAGGAAGUGGUGAAACCCUAGAAUUCGUCGAACCCUACAAUUUAGUUGUACGGUGGGAGAUUCGAAACCCUAGAUUUCAUUUGCAGAGAGGUCAGCGACGAAACCAAAGAAUUAUUCGCUUGAGAGAGAGAGAGAGAGUAGCUUCUUCUUUCUGCAAAUGAUUCUUUUACAGUCACCUUCGAGGUUUCUCAUCCAGAUUCUAAUGAAUCGCUUACAAAAUUUAGAGAAAGGGGUUGAAAUGGACUGCCAUUCGGUUGAGUUCGAUGACGUUCGUUACCGAAUUCAGUUCUCUACGAAGGAACACCAAAUCAUGGUGUUAUCAAUGGCAAUUCCUGCUCCUCCCCCAGAAACUGUUUUUAUUGGCGGGCUUCCUUUAGGAGCAAUAGAAGCUAUAAAGUUGGCAUAUGGUGCCGUCGUACAAAUUCUCGAUCCUCCAAAAGAUGGAUAUAAUCUUACAAUAAAACUCAAUUUGUCAAAGCUUCCAACAGAUGAAGAGAAGCGCCAUGCUCUAUUGGUAAAGAUUGCAUCAGUGAGAGAAGUGGUAUUAGGUGCUCCUUUGAGAGUGGUUCUUAAGCAUCUCCAAUCAAGGACUGUUGCUCCUGAUAUAGAUCGCUUGGUUGCACUCGUACACAGGCCUAAGGAGUCCUUUUUUCUUCUUCCUCAGGCAGAAAAGGUAACAGUGGUGUUUCCCAUGAGAUUUAAGGACAAUAUUGAUACUGUUCUGGCCACCUCCUUCUUGCAGGAAUUUGUGGAGGCAAGACGCACUGCUGGCCUAAAUAAUGCGCCUCCAUGUCUCUGGUCCCCAUCUCCUCCACUAGAGUUGAGAGGUGCUCCCAUUCAAGCGUUAACUGCAAAUGCUGGAUUUGUUACUUUUGUCAUUUUCCCACGCCAUGUGGAAAGCCGAAAACUUGACAGAACAGUUUGGAGUUUGUCCUCAUUUCACGCAUAUGUCAGUUACCACGUAAAGUGCUCAGAGGGUUUCAUGCAUACCAGAAUGAGGCGGCGAGUGGAAUCACUCAUUGAGGCUUUGGACAGAGCCAAACCAGAUGUCGAGAAGUCAAAGAAGACAGCCCAUGGAAGGUCUUUCAAACGCCGUGCUUAGAUUGAUGACUGAGUUUUGGCGCAUUUAACUGCCGACGUGGGUUAACUUAUGUCUCUCCCAGGAAAUUGGAAUGUAUUUAAUUUUUAGAAAUGGACAACCAGGUUCUUUGUAUGGUUUUUUCUAGUUUGAUGUUAGCUCUGUUGGCUUAAGAGAGAAAUAGUACCAUUUAUUUAUGGAGGAACUAUAAGACGAGACUAUUUGUUUUUGACACAAGGAGGUCAUACUUAUUUCUAGCUAUCAAACUUGAAAUCAAAGUCAUCAAAUGUGAAAUCAAAUGACAAAGGGUGUUCUAUUUAUUAUGAACAAUAAGCAAUAAAAAUUUUCUCAAA